AGGUAGGUCAGGCUGAGCGCAGAGUCAGAGGGUUUAUCUGACUCCUCUCUCUGUCCUCCCCCAUUCUCCCAACGCGCCACCAAGAGGUUUACCUUCUCCUGCGGCGGGACGCACAGCGCCAGGACUUUACAUCCAAUUAUUAAGUGAUCCUCUGGAUAUUUUUCUUUUUGUGCGAUAUUUAUAAAGAAGAAAGGGCAAACUGUCUUUAAGAGCGUGGAAGCAAAUAAAUGCGUGUUUAUUUGUGACUGAGUUGGAAAAGCACCUCGUUUUUAAGUGCGUAACUGGAGAGAGAAAGAAAAUAAGAAGAAGAAUGGAGCGGAUUCCAAGCGCGCAGCCUCCUCCUCCUCUUCCUCUGUCCAAGCACCAGGCUGAUCUGUCAGACAUGCAGGGGAGGGAUUUCCUUAUGUAUGACUAUAAACCCAGGCGGGGAAUGAAGAGAGGAGACGAGAGCAAGGAAACCUACAAACUGCCCCACAGGCUGAUCGAGAAGAAAAGGCGAGACAGGAUAAACGAGUGCAUCGCGCAGCUGAAGGAUUUGUUACCAGAACACCUGAAACUCACGACUCUGGGCCAUCUGGAGAAGGCGGUGGUUUUAGAGCUCACACUGAAGCAUGUGAAAGCGCUCACCUCUCUGCUGGAGCAGCAGCAGCAGCAGAUCCUCGCGCUGCAGAAUGGCAUGCAAAUUGAGCAGCCUCUCGUGAGCCAGGAGAAAUCAGAGGAGAUGUUCUGCUCUGGCUUUCACAUGUGUGCCAAGGAGAUUCUUCAGUUUCUCACCACUCACGAGACCGAUGGAGACUUCACGCCAUCGCAUGUGGUCAGUCACCUCCACAAAUUAGCUGCCGAGGUGCUGCAAGGUCCAAACCGACCCUGCACCCCUCUGAGCCCACCACGUGAGGAACCUACCUACCACCAGCACCAACCUCACAAAGAGAUGCACACCAGCUCGGCCCCGAAACCCAGCGAGGGCUACAGGAGGAACUGCGUACCUGUCAUCCAGCGGGUUUACGCUCCAGCGAGCAGUGAGCUGAGUGGCAGUGACACAGACACAGAUAGCGGUUAUGGAGGAGAGCUGGAGAAGAACGAAUCUGCAGACCUGCAGGGACGUCCAGAUUACUACGGCCAGGAGAGCCAGCUGAAGCGAGCACUGGGAGAGCGACAGAGCUCCGGCAUCAAGCAGGAGGACGGUGAGUCGCGCCAUAAACGGCCUCGCGUGGAGUCGUCCGAGGAUGAGUCGUCCUCCAGCGGUUACAGUAGUUACAUGAGCGCGUCUUCUAGCCGUCCACCCCCUCCACAUCCCCUCUGCAUGCCUUUCUACCUCAUUCCACCCUCUGCUGCAGCCUACUUGCCAAUGCUGGAGAAAUGCUGGUACCCCGGCGCCAUGCCCAUGCUCUACCCCGGUGUAGGAGGCUCCGCGCCCUCAAUAUCCAGUGAAAGACCACCUCCACCUCAGCUGGUGUUGUCUCCCAGGGGAGGCUCUCCAGCCCCAGCUGUAUCUCAGACCCCCAUGGACUCCCCGGCCCUCCUUCAGGCGUUAAAGCAGGUACCACCCCUCAACCUAGAAACCAAAGACUGAAAGAAACCGGAUGAAGACAUGAUCCCACUAUAGUACUCGAGAACAGAGACAGUAGUAGGAAGCCGAAGAAAAACUGAGCUGUUCCAUAAUCCAUCCUCAUUCCUCUCAUCUGUUCUUCAGCCUGGAGGUCAAACAGCAGAUGUGAGGACUUGGAGAAAUGAUCAAGAAGAGGUGGAGAGGGGAGCAGCGUCCGUCCACUCCAGGAGGACGCAGAGCUCGUCGUUGAAUGUUAAAUGCUCAGUGAUAUUUAAUGUAUCAUAUGAACUGGACCUGCCCUGCAAACACAAAAAAACACACACUCUCACUUGGUUGAAUGUAAAGAACAAGUUUUAGAUGCUGCUGUUAAAAGUUUAAAUGCUGACGACACUGAUGCAGUUCACCUGUCGCUGUUGCGACAGAGACAUGCCAUCCAGAGACUGUUGCACCAAAUGUUAGUAGAAAAAACACCACCCAAAGUCUGUCGCCUAUGUCCUGUCAUCGUCGUCCGGACGCUAUUAUGACAGUCGUCAUGAAAUACAUGGGGUUUCUUUGAGUGUUCAUGGACACGAGUAUGGCUACACCCGAUCCACGGGGUGAAAAAAAUGACAGUCACAUGACCACACUGAAUGAGAAGUCUUGUGUUUUUGUUAGAAACCAGACGGCUGAGAUGGAGUUUCUGUAAUUAUUGUUCAUAAGCCUCAUGUACAUUUUUGAUUCCCACCAGUCUUGCACCCUCUCCAUCAGGGGAGAUCAAAGGAGGACAGAGUGUGGACAAGUGUAUGUUGUUGUACUCAGAAACUGUGUACAUAUACUGUGUAGCACUGUGCUGGACCAGGUCUGCCUCCACAACACAUCUGUUUCUGCUCGAGUCAAACCUGGUGUUUGUUCUUGCUGUUGCCUUUUACUUGUGAAAACGCUGAUGAACGUCAGAUGUUCAUUCUCUGUACUGCGCGUGAAUACUGGAGUCAAAGGAGUGACUAGGAGAGACAUGAAUGUAAGUUUUACCAGAGGAUUAGUUUUCUAUAGAAUGAGGUACUUGAGAUUUUAUAUUUUGGGACCUACACGAAAGAUGUUUGAUGUACAUAUUUUGUCUAUUAAUGUUGAUAUACAUUAUAUAUAUGUGUAUAAUAAAGUAUUUUUUUUCCC
Molecule: messenger RNA, 2698 nt
Organism: Solea solea (common sole)
Lineage: Eukaryota; Metazoa; Chordata; Actinopteri; Pleuronectiformes; Soleidae
Product: class E basic helix-loop-helix protein 40-like
Exons: 5
Coding region: 311-1573 (420 amino acids)
Biological process (GO): regulation of transcription by RNA polymerase II; regulation of neurogenesis; anterior/posterior pattern specification
Cellular component (GO): nucleus
Molecular function (GO): DNA-binding transcription factor activity, RNA polymerase II-specific; RNA polymerase II cis-regulatory region sequence-specific DNA binding; protein dimerization activity
Source: RefSeq, a predicted model, not a curated record